CAAAAGGACACUCUCUUUAGUAUCAUCGGCAUCUCUCUCUCUCUCUCUCUCUAACACUCCGACUUUCCCAUCAUUUUCACUCGCUUCCCCCUUCUCAUUCAGCAGAUCUCUCGCAGACUCGAUCACUCUUCCAUUACUCCAGAAUGCAAAGCCCUCGAAUUUGUUUCCCAGCGGUGUAGUUGAUCUGCGGCUAUUAAAUGCCUUUUGGGAACAUUUCUGAAAAUGGAAGACCGAAAAACUCUAGAUAAGGCUGGUCUGGUUUCCAAUCUAGGUCAAUCUCAAAAUCCAUGUGAUAAAACCCUAGAUGAAGCUACUGAAUAUUCUAGUUCGAGUUAUAAGUAUUCUGGGUCACUCCUGCUGUCUGAUGUUUCAGUUGGAGAAAAUGGUGGUGGGUUCAAUGUCCAAGUUUUGAGUCGGGGUUUUGAUAUCGAGAAAGGAAUCCAAGCUGUUGAGAGUGAUUCUGAAGAAAUUCAGAUAAACGGUGUGAAGAAUGCAGAUUUAUCGGUUCCAAAAGCAAGUUCAAAAGUUAACCGGAAUGUGCAGUUUUUAGUUGAGGAAACUGCAAUGGAGGAUGAUAUAAAAGGAAACAAUGGAUCACAAUUGAAUGAUGCUGUUGAUCAAAGUAAGAAGAUAGAAGUUUCUGGAAAUGGGUUUUCUCUAUUUGUGGAAGUUUUCGGUCCGCCCAAUGGGUUUGUACAAAGAGAUGAAGCGGUUUUUGGGGAAUUUGUAUCAACAGAGGAUGGGGUUUUUUUGUCUAGUAAUGAGGAAAACCCUAAGGCUUCAGAGAUUCACGAGUCCGAUCUUGGUGUGACACAAAAUGGCACCAUAGAUGUGUUCGGAGAACAUGAAGAAGCUAUUUAUAAUCAAGAAUGCGAGUUAUCUAUUGGUGAUCUUGUAUGGGUUGAAACCAAAACUCAGUCUUGGUGGCCUGGAAUGAUUUUCGAUCCUUCAAAUGCACCAAAGGUUGCUCCAAAAUCCGAUCAGAGUACUUGUCUCCUAGUCAAAUACUUUGGGCAUGGUGGUUAUGUUUGGUGCUCUCCAUUGCAGUUGAAGCCUUUCAUUGAGAACUUUGCCCAGAUGUCAGUACAAAGCAACUCUGUAAACUUCCUCAGUGCUGUAAAGAAGGCUGUAGAUGAGUUUGGUCGGCGUAUAAAGUUGCGGAUGACUUGUUCUUGUAAAUUGAAAGAAAAUCAAACCAUGCCCACUGCUCCAUUGGCUGGUAAUGGUGGAAAUCAGGAAAGAACUUCGAUGCCAGAAGACAAAAUGUGUGAUGAAAAUUCUGUAACCCAGUUUGAACCUGCGAAUUUUCUUGCAUAUGUCAAAAACCUUGCCCAGCAUGGUUCUAUGCCUGGAAUGCUUGAGUUUGCUGCUACCCAAAAUCGUUUGUCAGCCUUCUAUCAUUCCAUAGGGCAUUGCCAAGUGCCUAUGCAUCAACUUCGGGGAACAACUGAUUUUAAAGAUGGAGCUGAAGUUUCAGAAAGGAAGGUUGAAGUCAUGGCUAAGCUUUCCAGAACGGAGAAGAAUACUGUUCUUAAGAAAUGCCGGACUGAUUUUUCUGAAGGAGGAAUAAGCUCAACCUCUGGGAACAAAGAGGGUAACAAGGAUUCUGAAGUUAGAAAUGUAAGUGUUGAAGUUCCGGAUAUAGAUAUUUGCAAAUUGGCUUCUUCGUCUGCGGAGGAAAUGACCAACCUCUCAUUAUCUCCAACUACCAAAGUGAGCAAAGUUUCCACUAGAGCAUAUGAUGGAAGGAGUGGAGGGAAAUCUGAAAAAGUCUAUGAAACAAGAGAACGAAGGAGGAGCAAGUAUUUGUCGCCUCCGUUUGUAAACGAAAAUGAAACCGAAGAUGGUAAGGGAGUUUCUCAUGUAGUGCAGGACAAUAACAGCAUUGAUGGCCAGUCUGUGGGGUCCCCUCCAAUAAUUAACUGUAGUGGCAAGAAGGUACAGAAGAAAAGGUCCAAGAAAACAAUUUCUGAGAGUAAUACUUUUAGUAUACCAGGGGAUAUUAAUGCAUCUUCAGCAGAUAUGCUCUCGGAACUUGGUUUUGCAGCUCUAGAUUGUCUUUAUCCUGACAAAGAUAGAAAUUUCAGUUCGGUUGAGAGAUUCUUUUCUGGAUUCAGAAGACUGGUGUUUCAUGACGAGUCCAAGGGAAUGUCAGAAGAAUCUAAAGAACCCGAGGGAACUAAGCCUUCUGCUGCCACACCAGAUACAAAUACAAAUGUUGAUUGUCCUGGCUCAGUGGGUAACGACACACAUGAGAGGAACGUCCCAGUACCCAAUGUUACUUCCAAACGGAGAGUGGGUAGCAAGAAGAAAAUAGCAACUACGAGUUCAAAUACUAAACCUAGUCUUGUCUUUUCAGAUGUGAAUGGAAAUCCUACAAAUGGAUCUUUCAUAAUAAAUUUCCAGGAGCCUGACUGUCUUGCACCAGACGGUAAGUUGUUACCUAAGAAGAGAAAGAAGGCCGGAAGAACUCUAGAGCUUCUGCAGGAUAAAGUAGCAGUUGACUUGCCCGAUUUGAAUGGAAACUGUACUGCACCACGUUCAGUGAUAACAGAAGAUCCACAGGUGAGUGACCUCAUAGCACACCUAAACCCCGAACUAAAGAAGAGAAAGAGGAGUGAGGGAGCUGCUUCAGUGUGUUCGAAGACUAAAAGUAUUGCUGGCUUAGCAGAUGUGAAUGGAAACAAUGCUAAAGUUGGGUCAUUCUUGAAAGAUGCACAAGUAAUGGGUUCUUUUUCAACCCAAGAUAUUGCUAAGCAAAAUAAUAGGGAGGAGGGGAUGAAAGAAGCUGAUUCAUUCUGUCUGAAUAGUGUACUCACAGCUAACCAACCAGAUAUUAAUGGGAACAAUGCUGAAAUGAACUCAUUUGUCAAAGUUCCACAACAGAUGCUCUCUCCUGGUGGUAAACCCGAGCCCAAGAAGAGGAAGAGGAAGGAGAAAGCAGUUGUGGACGAUCCGAAGACGAAAGUUAGUUCUGCCAUACCAGAUUUGAAUGGAAAUGUUGCUGAACCUAGCUCUCUGGAGAAAAAUUUGCCAGAGAGAUCAACCCAGGUGAAAUCUACUCCCGCUGAAGGUAAACCCCAGCGCAAGAGGAGAAUAAGAAGUAAACCUGUUGCUUGGAUGCCAGAAAUCAUUGUUCAUAAUAAAGAACAGACAAAUGGAGAGGCUUUGGGGACUGCUCUUUUCUUGAAGUUUGAUCAGGGAUUUCCAGUGCCUUCGAAAGAAACUUUGGUUACUACAUUUUGUGGGUUUGGGCCAUUGAAUGAAUCAGAAACGCAGGCAUUGGGUGAUUCUGAUACUGCACAAGUUAUCUUCAUCAAUAGUUCUGAUGCUAGAAAUGCCUUUCGGAGUCUAGAAAAGAGCAAGCCCUUUGGGCCGGCCCUAGUCAAUUACCGUCUCCAUCUUUCAGCUGCUUCGAGGGCUUCAGAAGCAGAUACUAAUCUGCACGUGGCUGUGACCUCCCAGAGCCUGAAUGGAUUUAAGCCACCAGCAAAGCCUUAUGGGUUGAAAUCUCGUUCUGAAGAGGCACCUGACCUUUCUUAUAUAAGAAAGAACUUGGAAAUGAUGACAACAAUGCUGGAGAAGGCCGGGAAUAAUCUUUCACCAGAGAUGAGAGCCAAAUUGGAGAACGACAUAAAAGGCCUCAUGAAGAAGGUUAGCACCAUGGCUGGCUCAUCUUCCACCUCUUAGUUCAACAUGUAAAAUAUGGAUCUUUUUCUUAAAGUUGUUUACAAGGCUAGUGACCCUUGGACUUGGUAGACUUGGAUUGCUCUGAGUCACUUUUUUGUUUUUUUGUAUAAGUUAUGCUUUCUCUGUCUCUAGAUGUUCAUGUUAGAACUGAAAACUUUGUAGUUAAUUGCAUUGGGAGAGCAUAAGAAGCAAUGAAUUGUAAUUUAGGAAGCGACAUUGUGUCAUUGCUACUACUUACAAUGAAGCCGAAAACAAUCGGCCUGCUUCAUCAACAUCUGAUGAAUUCUUGAUGGUUCAAUAAGUAUAUCCUCUUUUGCUUUGAUUCUUUUGA
Camellia sinensis is the source of this 4021-nucleotide messenger RNA. RefSeq names its product serine/threonine-protein kinase ATM-like. Lineage: Eukaryota; Viridiplantae; Streptophyta; Magnoliopsida; Ericales; Theaceae. The record is from RefSeq and is a predicted model, not a curated record.